AAUAACAAAUUACACAUGUUUUUGUUUUAGAUUUCCCGGCUAAUUGUGUUGAAAAUAUUUAAUUCGAUUUCAAGUUUAAACUCUAUAAGAUAAUCAAGCUUCUACAUGUCAAAUGCAAUUGGAAGCGAAGGAUACCUUUCCAGCGAAACGAAUAAUUGUUAAGCUAAUCGAGGAAGCACUGCAGCAAUACGAACGAAACACAAGCGCGCUGGAUAUAGAGUCAAAUAUAGAAGUGCAUACAAAUCAUUUAUUGCAACAACUCAAAGCGCUUUUGGGCGAUAUCCUCGUAGAGGCAUUGUGCAUUUUGGAUGAGCAAAGCAUAAUUUUAUAUACCAGUGAAAGUUGUGCUCUUGCCGAGAUACAAAUCAAACAUCAACAGUACAGUAGCUCUGUUUGGUUGUUUCCUGGCGUGAAUUAUUGUAAUUGUCAACAAUUCAACGAGCGUGUAUUGGGCUUGUCAAGUGAGCUAGAACAUCAAACUUCAGCCACACAAAGUGAAAACGUGCAGCGGAGUUAUACUUGUGCACAUGUAUUGGCAUUGCGUCUCGCACAGUUGUUACGUCCAAAGCCAAGUUCUUACAAAGUGGAAGAGGUGACAACACAACAAUUUAAUAAUUUGAAUGAACGAAUGGAAUGCAACUUUUUAGAAAUAUUUAAGCAAAAUUCGCCCUGAAAAUUAACGAAUGCAACAUUCAAAGACCCUGUAUGAAAAGGGACUCUUAAAGAAUCUAAAAAUGUUAACACAACGUCAAUAUUCGAAUUUCAAAUUUGUAGCGCGUUUGGAUCAGAUCAAGACAUUUUACACCGGCAUUAAGGCUUUAAAUUUUGAAAACAAUGGCAAGUUUCAAAUAAGCGAAGAAGGCCUGCGUGUCACCGUGGAGGAGGGUAAUUGUGUGCAAGCAAAUCUUUAUAUGACUGCAACAUGUUUUGCCGAAUUCCAUGUUGUCGAUACGGUGACCUUUGGUCUAAAUAUGAAUAUCAUCUCCGAGUGUUUGGGUCUAUUCGCCGGCAUACCAUGCAGCUUGAAAAUGUUCUACAAAGGCAAUGGUGCACCACUGGUGCUCGUACUGCGUCCUAACGAUGAACCUGAUAUAUCAGCAGAAUGUUCUAUUAAAACUACCAACGUCGAUGAAGUCAUAGACUAUAAUCUUGAUGAGGAUAGUGCUAGCUUAAAUGUGGUAUUUAUACGCGGACCGGCACUCGCGUCCCUCAUACAAGAGUUAAAUAAAGCGGCCGAUGAAUUGCGAAUAACUUUGUCACCGCGCACGCCACAUUUUAAAAUCGAGACAUUGGGUGUGAUGAAAACCGAGACGUUCGUUGAAGUGGCCAAAACUAGUGAUAUGAUCAUGUUGUUCAAUUGCCGCGAAACCACGUCGGCAUGUUAUCGCAAUACAGAAAUGCGUAUGACACACAAAGCACUGGCAGCCGCCACAAAAGUUGCGAUCAAAACGGAUGCAAGUGGCUUACUUGAAAUGCACUUUAUGAUGCAAUCCGAGGAGCAGGCGGAGGUGUAUGUACAGUUCUAUAUAAUGCCGUUGGCGGAUAUUUAGCAUUUAAAAAUUUGUUGCUGUUAUAGCGUGUACACUUUUUUCAUUUUAUAUUAUAAUUUCUGUGAAAUAUAAAAAUCACAAAAAACAUUUAUACUUAUACUUAGCAAAAAGUUUAAAAAUAAAUUAAGUUUCACUACCGACAGUAAA
Bactrocera neohumeralis is the source of this 1697-nucleotide messenger RNA. RefSeq names its product cell cycle checkpoint protein RAD1 (gene Rad1). The transcript has 3 exons. NCBI's taxonomy places the organism in Eukaryota, Metazoa, Arthropoda, Insecta, Diptera, Tephritidae. Gene Ontology annotation, cellular component: nucleus; checkpoint clamp complex. Gene Ontology annotation, biological process: DNA damage checkpoint signaling; DNA repair. The coding region runs from base 684 to 1550 and encodes 288 amino acids. Gene Ontology annotation, molecular function: 3'-5' exonuclease activity. The record is from RefSeq and is a predicted model, not a curated record.